Rotaria sp. Silwood1 is the source of this 3504-nucleotide messenger RNA. The record is from the annotation of a GenBank genome assembly. Lineage: Eukaryota; Metazoa; Rotifera; Eurotatoria; Philodinida; Philodinidae.
AUGGCCAAUACUGGCCAAAAUCAACAAAAACAACAAAAUCAUCAUCAAAAAUUAAAAUAUUUAUAUUUUCAUUAUAACAAUAACAAUAAUAAUAAUAAUAAUAAUAAUAAUAAUAACAAUAAUAAUACACCUAUUCUCCUAAAUAAAGUACCAUCAUCACCAUCUGUAUGCACUUCGACACACCAUCUACAAACGAUGAUGAGUUCGUCGACAUCUCCUUGGUAUCAUUCAUCAACACUUGCCGGUGAUAACGACGAUUUGUCAUUUUGUGAUGGAACAAAUAUAACAACAAUGACUAAACCAUCAUCAUCACUUUCAUUAAAUACUGAUUCAACAAAUACACAUCAACAAUCAUAUGAAAAUAAUGGACAUUUUUUUGUUAAAAAAACAUUUCAUAAACCAACAUAUUGUCAUCAUUGUGUCGAAAUGUUAUGGGGUCUUAUUGGACAAGGAUAUUAUUGCGAAGUAUGCAAUUUUAUUUGUCAUGAUCGUUGUCGAAAACAUGUCAUUUCGCCAUGCUCAAGCAUUGCACCUAUACUAAUCAAAAAUCCCGUGUGCCACAUAUGGUCGGAUAUAUCCCGGUUUAAACGUAAAUUUUGCAAUAUAUGUCGAAAACGACUUGAAGAUAUUUCAGCUGUACGAUGUGAAGUUUGUGAUUAUUAUGCACAUGAAGAUUGUAAAGAUUUUGCUGUUAAUGAUUGUCGUGAAACAGCUACAUAUGCACCAACAAGAGAUAAUUCAACAACCUCAGUUCGACAUCAUCAUCAUUGGCGUGAAGGAAAUUUACCAACGAAUUCUAAAUGUGCAAUUUGUCGAAAAACUUGUUGGUCAAGUGAAUGUCUUGCUGGUAUGAGAUGUGAAUGGUGUGGAAUAACAACUCAUAGUACUUGUCGUUCACGUGUACCAGAAGAAUGUGGUUUUGGUACUCUAAGAGAUAUUAUUAUUCCACCAUAUGCUAUAUCAAUUCCACGUAUAGCUGAUCUUAAUAAAGAUCUUAUAUUGGGUAUUGGAAAUAAUAUGUCUAAACCCAUGCAAAAUAUAACUUCACAAUCAAAUAAUAAUGUUCCUACAGGUCCUGAUUAUAUAAUAAAUGCAAUAUCAGAAAAAAAUAGUGGUUUACCUAUUACAGUACAACAUAAUUUCAAUAAUAUAAUAAAAGAGGAAAAACCAAGUCGUUCAAAUUUUGUUCGACGUAUACAACGACAAUCAUCAUCUGUUUUACUAAGAAAAAAACCUCCAACAUCAAAUCAAUUAAAAUUACAACGAUCUAUUCAUAGGGUGAGAUGUUCAUCAACAGAACAUCAAUCAGGUGGAGAUGCUGAUGUUGGAAUGGAAACUGUAUCAAGUAGACCAAAACGAGAAAAACCACCUAGUAAAGGACAACAAGAUGAAGAAGAAGAACGAGAAAUAAUUCGAGUUUAUGAUGGUAAUGCAACUUUUCGUAAUGGUACUCCACGUUCUAUAUCCGUAUCUAGACAAGCAACUUAUACCCAAAUUCUGGAGGCUGCUCUCCGCACAUUCCAUAUCAAUGAUGAUAGCACAAAAUAUUGUAUAACUGUACCUACAGAUGAUUUUGGUGGUGAUCAACCACUUGAUGAAACAAUGCCAUUAAAAUCCUUAAAACAAUUAAGUCGUCGUAAACUUAAUAUAUUUAUUCGAUAUAAAGAACGAGGUGAUAUGGAUUGUGAUUAUGUUCGAGUUUAUCCCGGCAUACUUAAAACUCAUGAUUGUUUUAAAGUUAUUAAAGUAACAUCAUCAAGUACAACAACUGAAGUUAUUGCUAAAGCUUUAUCAGAUUUUGGUUUAACAAAUGUAAAUGCUGAAAAAUAUUCGCUGGUCGAAGUAUUACUUAUAUCAAAUGUUAAUUAUACAGAUCGAAUAUUAGAACCAAAUGAAUAUCCUUUAAAUGUUUUACGACAACAGAGAAAAGAAUCUGUUCGUAGUCAUCGUGUAACACGUUUUUAUUUACAACAUAAAGAUGAUCCACAUGGACCAUCUGUAUCUUUAUUUGUUGGUAAUUUACCACCAGGCCCACGUACAGAAAAACAAUAUGAAAAAAUACUUUUUCAAGAUAUAUUUAAAUCUAAUAAAGAUUUAAAAUGGGAUAAUAUGGAAGUUAUUUAUUAUGAACAUGGAGCAAUGGUAUUAGUUUAUAAUGAUAGUGAUCGUGCAACACGUGCAUAUUCAAUAUUACGACAAGCAUAUCAUGAUCAAAAACAAUUAUUAGUAUUAAUGUUACCAAAUAUUCAAUCACAAACUAUACCAUCAAAUAUAUGUCCAUUACUUGUUUUUGUUAAUGUUAAAUCAGGUGGACAACAAGGAGCUGAAUUAAUAACAAAUUUUCGUCAUUUACUUAAUCCACAUCAAGUAUUUGAUUUACAAAAUGGUGGACCAUUACCUGGUCUAUAUGUUUUUCGAAAUAUUAAACAUUAUCGUAUAUUAGCAUGUGGUGGUGAUGGUACUGUUGGUUGGGUACUUAGUUGUUUAGAUAAUGUUGGACAAGAUGCUUUAUGUCAAUCACCUCCUGUUGGUAUUGUACCACUUGGUACAGGAAAUGAUUUAGCACGUGUUCUUCGUUGGGGUUCAGGUUAUACAGGUGGUGAAGAACCAUUAGCAUUGCUCAGGGAUAUUGUUGAAGCUGAAGAAAUUAAAUUAGAUCGUUGGACAGUUGUUUUUCAUCAAGAUCAAGAUAAACGUAUACAAACAACAACAACAUCAGAUAUAAAUAGUAGUAAAUCACCACCACCAACAACAACUACAGCUAGUUCAAGAACAACAAAUGUAGAAGAUAAAAAAAAUAAAAUACGAAUAUUUCAUCCACCAGCUGUAGCUUUACCGAUUGUUUUACAAGAAGGUUCAACAAGUGAAGAUAAAACUGAAAUGUUUGUUAUGAAUAAUUAUUUUGGACUUGGUCUUGAUGCUGAUAUUUGUUUGGAUUUUCAUAUGGCAAGAGAAGAAAAUCCAAAUAAAUUUAAUAGCCGAAUACAAGCAAAAGGUUAUUAUCUUAAAACCGGUUUAAGAAAAAUGAUGAAAAAAGGUGGUUUAAAAGAUUUUACAAAAGAUAUUGUACUUGAAGUGGAUGGAAAACGUGUUGAUUUACCAUCACUUGAAGGCAUUAUUAUUAUGAAUAUAUUAAGUUGGGCAAGUGGUGCAAAUUUAUGGGGACAUGAAAAAGAUGAUAAAUUUAGUCGACCAACACAUUAUGAUGGAAUGUUAGAAGUAGUUGGUGUAACCGGUAUUGUACAUCUUGGUCAAAUUCAAUCGGGUAUUCGUUCUGCUGUUCGUCUUGCCCAGGGUGGACAUGUUCAUAUUCGUAUGAAUAAUGAUUAUCCCGUACCCGUUCAAGUUGAUGGUGAACCAUGGCUUCAACCUCCCUGUGACAUAACUAUAAUACGAUCAGCACUUAGAGCAACAAUGCUUCGAAAACGUAAAUCUAAGUUCAAACGUCGAAAUACAGAACCAAGUGUUUAUUUUCCUGAUGGAGAUGAGGAUUCAAAAUGUUGA